UCCACCACGACCCCUCGUCAACCUCUUUCUUGGCCUUGGCAAGCGGCGAUGCUGCGGAAAGACCUCAGGAUGGCCGGUCGCCACCUCUGGCUGCCGUCUCGCCGCGCCGUCGGAGCGCGAGCGCCUCGGUCUCCUAGCCUACUGCUAGUGAAGAAUCCCCGCCUCCCUUCUCACCACCACCACCAGCACCCUUCUCCUCAGAUCAAGAACCCAACUUUUCUUGGUUUGGGGAUGAUGGGGAGGGAGCAGAAGGCAGCCGGCCACCACAUUGGGCCGUCCUCUUGCGGCAACAUCCCUACGAAGCAGCAGGCUGCCGCCCUACCGGUGAAGGAGUCCAACGGACAUGUGACCAGCGACGGUGGGUGCUCACCGUUGGCCGGCGCUCUGCCACCCAGUGAGGGUGGGGGAUCUCCGUUGGCCAGGGUUCUGUCACCCAGCGACCGUGGCGGCUCUCCGUCAGCUGGCCCUUGCUGGCCUGAUCCCAGACGCCGCCAGCACAGCUCAAUUGAAGCAAAAAUCGCCGGGUGGCCACAUCUUCUUGCUGCUGCUAGCUCGGUGCCUAGUCUGGUCGGCCACUGUUCGGCUCCAGCGACGUCGCCACGCUGCUCCAGUGCCACUCUCCGCCCCUCCCUCCUCGCCGUGGCCGGAGGUUCCUUCGGCUCCGCUGGGCUUCGGAAUGCUUCUCCGCCUAAAUUGAAAGUGCCAACAAGUCGAUUCUUGAGUACCAUCCCACCGCCUAAGGAAUCAAAAGUUGAUCUAUUGAAAGUGGACAAGACUUGGGCUGUCGAAGAUAGAUCUUUGUCUGACAUCCAACAUGGUCUGGAACUUGGUGUGGAAAAGAUUGGGACUUAUGGGAACAAGUCUCCACUCAUCCAAAGGAUUGAUGCAGCUGAUAUGUUAAACUCCCUCAACCUUGAUAUAGAAGCUUGUUCGAGCUAUCAGGACAAGCAUAUAGAGUUGAAAAAAAUGUAUCAAAGCAAGGUUCGAGUUGCACUUGUAGUUAGGGGUUUGCUUUCACCCUACUCACUACGUGAUAAAGAGGGAAUCGAGCUACAUAAGGAGUACUUCAGGAUAACCUCGUAUUAUCCUAAGUACAUAACAUCACUUGAGUUGAUGAUGGAGCUAUCAUCAAUGAAAGAAAACUUAUGGACAGCAUGCUUUGAUUUCUUAAAAGAGCAGUACUGUAUGGUGAUAGAAGAUUGGGACAAGCCCCUGGAAAUGUCAAUUGGAAUAUUUUCUUUUGAUCGCACUAUGGCUUUCGAUGGGUCUGAUGUUUAUAGAGGGGAAUCUGAUGCAUCCUUCUUCUUGCCGAAAGAAAGGUCUAAUGCAUUGGGCAACAAAAACGACAAUAACAAGAAACCUGGAAGAAUGGGUAUGGCAUGCUGUGCUAUUUGGAACCACAAGAACGAAGUAUUGUCGUCUAUUUUCGUCAAGGGCUUUACCUGCAACCAAGGUUCUAAAUAGCCGGCUAUAACCACUGUUAUAGCCUGCUAUAGCCUUUGAGAGAGGAAAAAACUAGGAUAUUCAUCUCUUAGCUCUAAAUGGCUAAAUCCGCUAAUAGCCGGCUAUAUCCCGCUAUAGCAGCUAAAUUAUGGAUUAUUUAGCCAACUAAAUCAUAUAAUUAGUCUUUAUUUGUUAUUAGUUUAGUAAUGAACUUCAUCUCAUUUACAAAACUUAGUAUUUCAUCAACGAUGUAACAAGGGAAAUGAAGCCCAAGAUGUACAUAAGUCAAUGAUAUUUUCUUGAUUUCAUAUUUAUAUGCAAAAUUACUUAUAGAUUUAUGUAUGGUAUUGAAAUAGAAAUGCAUAAUUGUGAGAAGUUUCUAGAAGAUUAGAGAGCAUGCAUGAACCAUAGUUACCAUGUUUCAUGGUGAAAUAUGGAAUACUCUAGAAAUUAGAUAUUUGUAUGACUAGAUAAGCAUAAGGAAAAUUCUAAAGUUAGAUAUUUUGUAAAGCAUUGUGUAGAAGAUGGACACAUGGCAAAACCAUAUGAGCCAUAGAGUUCUAUAAAUAGGGGUGCUCCCCUCCCCCUCUUGCCAUACCAUGGCAUAAGAUGUCUCAAAUAGAAGAUGACAAGGUUGUCAUGUAGUGUAGUUGUGUUAUGGUAGGGUAGCGAUAUAAAUAGUGCAAGAGUAUUGUGUUGUACUAAGUUCUAAUGACCUGUUGGUGAAUUCUGGGUUCUGACAUGAAUGUGUUUGUUCUUCAGUGAGUGAUCCUAACAGUUCAAUUUCAGAGCUCAGCAAAAAGCAGCUUAAGGUGAAUCCUAAUCUCAAAAUGGUUUCUUCUCUCUUUCUAACUUAGGGCUUUAUCAAAUCUGGGCAAAAUCGGGUGAUGAAUUUAAUUGCAGCUGGAACCGAUCUUGUUGGCAAUAUCUUUCUUGUCAUAUGGCACUCACACUCAGUUUUUUGUCGUAUUUCAUACAGUGCCACACAGAACUAUGUUGUUUAUGUGAUUCGUAUUGUUACCAAAAUCUGAACUAAUCGAUUGAAUUUAGAGUGGAGUGUUAUUAAUAUUAUUUUUCUUUGAGCAGCUACAUUCUAAAAAGUUAAUGAUUGAUUAAUGAAUUAUUUUAUCUACGUAAUUUUAAAUUGUUUGUUACUAAAUUAUUUUGAUGGAAACGUGCGUGUUGCACGUGCGUAUUUGCUAGUUACAGGAAAUUGUCCAAAGUAUCCAAGUAAGACAAGAGAAUAAAGAUCGGUGGCAUUAUAUAUGGGGAUCACCAAAAUACAAAGCCAAGAACUAUUACAAAUUCCUUCACAAAUAAAUACAACCUCCAAGACCCUUCACAUGGAUAUGGAAGUCCAGAUGUUGCAACAAGUUAAGAAUUUUUUCAUGACUACUCCUAAUGGACAGGUUAAACACUAGAAACUUGCUGAAAAGGAAAAGAUACAAGCUGGAAGGAAAUAACUUCAACUGUGUCUUGUGUCCAACUCAAAGAGAAGAAACGGCCUUUCACUUGUUUUUCAACUGUCCUUUUGCUUUGGAAUGCUGGCAGCAAAUUGGUGUUCAGUGGCAGUUUGGGAAACCUUUCUUUCAAAUGAUGGAAAUGGCCACACAAGACUUCAAUCAAACUUUCUACAUAGAGGCAUUUAUCAUUGCAGCAUGGCACAUCUGGAAGCAGAGAAAUAAUUUAAUUUUUGUAAAUUGCCCAGCAGGCACAUUAAGCUGGAAAAGAAACAUCAAGGAAGAAUGUCUCCUUCAGACUUAUAGAAUGAAAGAGUCUGAAAGCUCCUGUCUUAGCCUGGUCUGAUGGCUUAGUUUAGUUUAG
Messenger RNA from Panicum virgatum (switchgrass), 3267 nucleotides. RefSeq lists its product as uncharacterized. The transcript has 2 exons. NCBI's taxonomy places the organism in Eukaryota, Viridiplantae, Streptophyta, Magnoliopsida, Poales, Poaceae. The record is from RefSeq and is a predicted model, not a curated record. The coding region runs from base 49 to 1464 and encodes 471 amino acids.